AUGGGCUCAAAAAAUAAUUUAAAUUUUAAUUUGAAAAGAAUCCAAGAAAAUCAAGUACUUAAGACACCAGAAUACUAUAUUCUAAUACAGCAAAUAAAAAUGCUCAUAUUUGAAGAUUGUUUACUCUGAAACGCACUAUUUCAAAUUUCUCAUAGAAAAAUUGCUUCUAACGUAAAAAUUAAUCCUUUGAUGGUAAAUGAUUAUAUGAAUUUUCUAAGCAAAAUGUUAAAAUAA
This is a messenger RNA of Blepharisma stoltei, 234 nucleotides long. NCBI's taxonomy places the organism in Eukaryota, Ciliophora, Heterotrichea, Heterotrichida, Blepharismidae. The record is from the annotation of a GenBank genome assembly.